CCCCUGGGUAAGCCCGAAGACCCUGGUCCUGGGACCCUAGACGGGUCUUCGUCCCAUCGACUCUUCUUGGCCCUCCUUGAUCCUCCCCGCGCCCUCUGCCUGGGGCCCGCUCUCUUCACGUCGGCUCCCCGUCCCUCCAGGGAGCCUAGGUGUCCCUGGGCUCCACCCGGUCCCUCCUGGGACCUCUCCCCCCUCCACACCCUUCCCGCACCCUGGAGGCCCGGCUGGACACGACCCAGAGCUGCCACCGCCCGCUUCUGCCACUCAAUGGAGGACAGUCUGCUGGAGAUCAUGACCAAGGACGGCGGCGACAUGCCGGCGCCUCUGGAGGUGUCCACGGUGCCAGCCGUGGGGGACGUGAUCUCUGGGGAGUAUAACGGCGGUAUGAAGGAACUGAUGGAGCACCUGAAGGCCCAGCUGCAGGCCCUGUUUGAGGACGUGAGGGCCAUGCGAGGGGCACUGGACGAGCAGGCCUCGCACAUCCAGGUUCUGUCGGACGACGUGUGCGCCAACCAGCGGGCCAUAGUCUCCAUGUGCCAGAUUAUGACCACUGCGCCCCGCCAGGGGGGCUUGGGCGUGGCCGGCGGCAAGGGGAGCUUCCCGAGUGUUCCCCAUGAGCCAGAGACACCUUCGUCUGGGGUUGGGGACAGCGGCUUGCUGGGUCACGAUCCUGAUGAAGAGGACGAGGACGAAGAGGAGAAAGAGACACCUAACCCCGCCACACCCACCAGUCACUGCGAACGCUCUGAGAGCCCCGGUCUCCUUGGGGAGAAUGGGCCACUUGUGGAGCCCCCCGACCUGCCCGACAUUACCCUGCUGCAGCUGGAGGGCGAGGCCUCUCUGUGAGGAGGACCCCACCGGGGAACCAACUACCCUGGCUGGCUUUGAGUUCCCAAGUGCUUAACCCGAGGGGACUGAACAGUGCGGUGCAGUGUUCACUUCAAACGUGGUUCUUAUAGGUCAGGGAGAGAGACUCCCUCAAAGAAGGAUGUGUAGGAUGAAGGACUUUGGAAGCAUCGGGAAUUCCACCCAACCAGGCAUCCUAGCAAACUGCAGAAAGGACACAGGAGGACCAUUGAAUUAUGUAAAUAAAAUUCUGCUUUUUCUAUUCUGAAAAAGGAGUCAUCUAGGACUUUGGCAAAUAAUCUCUAUUUACCUAGAAAUUAAGGAAUUGGGGUAUUCUGUUCUGGCAACAGGAAAUUUACCCUUUCACUGAAAUCCAACAUCCACAGUGCUCUGCGGAAACCUCUCCCCCUUACAGAUCGCUCUGCAGCAGCUGAAGGGUGAAGAAGCUGAGGAGGGAACUGCAGCCCUAGGAAUCAGGGUUCCCAGGGCCCCUGGGCUGGGAGGAGCUGGCUCUGAUGUGCAUGAAGAACACAAUAGCUCAAGCUCUGGCGCUGAGCAUGCAGAACCGAACCUGUCCCUUCACUGACUUCACCUGGGCCUAGAGAACAAAGUGCUCAGGUCGCAGGCAGAGACUUGGGACUGCUCAGCAACAGUCCAGAUUUAGGGGACUUCUGAGGAACUCCUGGGGGAGGGGGCACUGCAGCCCCAAACUGUCUUUUCUGGCUAUACCUGUUUAACUUCAGUUCCUUCUUUUCCUGUCAAUAUGUCGGUACCCUCUGCUUUUUGGUGUUGCGUCCAUAAUGUCUCGUGUUCCAUGUGUCCACUUGUGUAGUAGUGUGUGAGCCCUCAGGGGCAGGGUUGUGGCUCUAGUGUUAGGUUCAGGGGCUUCAGACCCGUCUGCGAGCCCCAGGCUAUCAUGGCGCUUUCUGCUCUUUUCCCCUUUGCCCCACUCCUCAACCAGGGCAUGGAGCAUGUGGCUGUCCUGAGGUUCCCUUAACUGAUGUGCCUCCCUCCUACCUUCUGAAGUGGUGACAGUGUGUGCCCCUCCCCGCUUCUUUGUGUAUCCUUUCUCAAUGCUUUGCUUAAUGUCAACCUUAAUAAAAAGGCAUCAUCCC
This is a messenger RNA of Mastomys coucha (southern multimammate mouse), 1961 nucleotides long. RefSeq names its product coiled-coil domain containing 184 (gene Ccdc184). Bases 268 to 846 code for a protein of 192 amino acids. Gene Ontology annotation, cellular component: cytoplasm. The transcript has 2 exons. NCBI's taxonomy places the organism in Eukaryota, Metazoa, Chordata, Mammalia, Rodentia, Muridae. The record is from RefSeq and is a predicted model, not a curated record.